CAUGGGUGUGGUGAUUAGCUUGCUUGGUGAAAAUUUUAGUCUAAUCCGACCAGAGUCGCGCUCCCUUUUGCACCAUUUAAACCGAUUAAAUUGUCUCAAAAUUAACACGUCUACCUUUGCGAUUUCUUUCAAAGCUGGGACCAUGGUUGUCGUGUGAAAACGGAUCGGUGUGACUCUGAUUGGAAGGACGGACAGAGCCAAAAAAAAAGCCCGUUUCAGGUGUCAUCUGGUAAAGUGUGUGUGAGUGUGUCUGUGGGUGUGUGUGUGUGCGUGUGUGUGCGUGUGCGUGCAGGCACGUGUGUUUUCCCAGCCCAGUCAGUAUUUGGAGCGGAGCGUGGCCUGAACACAUCACAGAUAGACAAUGAGCGAGCUGGAACAGUUGCGGCAGGAAGCCGAGCAGCUACGCAAUCAGAUCCGGGAUGCCAGGAAAGCCUGCAGUGACUCCACUCUGUCACAGAUCACAGCUGGUCUGGACUCAGUGGGGCGGAUACAGAUGCGGACGCGACGCACUCUCAGGGGCCACCUGGCCAAGAUCUAUGCAAUGCACUGGGGAAGCGACUCCAGUGACGGCAGUCCCAGGUUACUGGUCAGUGCCUCGCAAGAUGGAAAGCUAAUCAUCUGGGACAGCUACACAACAAAUAAGAUGCAUGCCAUCCCGCUGCGUUCUUCCUGGGUGAUGACGUGCGCCUACGCCCCCUCUGGGAACUAUGUGGCCUGCGGUGGCCUGGACAACAUCUGCUCCAUAUACAGCUUGAAGACCCGUGAGGGCAACGUGCGUGUCACCCGAGAGCUACCCGGACACACAGGUUACUUGUCCUGCUGUCGUUUCUUGGAUGACAACCAGAUACUGACCAGCUCUGGAGACACCACCUGUGCAUUGUGGGACAUAGAGACAGGCCAGCAGGCCACCGCCUUCACCGGCCACACAGGAGAUGUGAUGAGUUUAUCUCUAAGCCCGGACUACAAGACCUUUGUGUCAGGAGCCUGUGAUGCCACCUCCAAGCUGUGGGACAUCCGUGAUGGCAUGUGCAGGCAAUCCUUCACUGGCCAUGUGUCCGAUAUCAACGCCGUCACCUUUUUCCCCAACGGGAAUGCCUUUGGCACAGGCUCAGAUGAUGCCACCUGCAGGCUGUUUGACCUGCGUGCCGACCAGGAGCUGAUGAUGUACAGCCACGACAACAUCAUCUGCGGCAUCACCUCUGUGUCUUUCUCCAAGAGUGGCCGGCUGCUCCUGGCCGGCUACGAUGACUUCAACUGCAACGUCUGGGAUACUCUAAAGGGCGAGCGUGCAGGUGUGCUGGCGGGCCACGACAACAGAGUGAGCUGCUUAGGGGUGACAGAAGACGGCAUGGCUGUGGCCACCGGCUCCUGGGAUAGUUUCCUCCGGAUCUGGAACUAAUCUCAAUCUCUGCCCGCCAACUUCCUCCUUCGCAACCCCACCCCACAGAUCCCAACUCAUCUGCUGGGCUGGACCUGAGGGUGCUCACUGUGUCAGCUGAAAUCCUCUCAACUCACCCCCAGUUCUCCUCUCUGCUGGCGACCUGCCCCCCUGUGAGAAAGUACCAACUCUUUCUACCUUUUCAAGUGACGUUUUUUUUUUUUUUUUUUCACCCGGCUAUUACACAGAAACAAAAAUAACCUUUCAGUAGAGUUGUCCCAAUCAAAAAUAAAAAAGAGAUGAGUAAUGAAAACCUGAAGGAAAAAAAUAGAAGAUUUCACCCUUAUACCAAUUCUCUUUUAGAUAAAGAACAUCUGUUACCGUGACUAACAACAAACAAGAUGAGCGUCAGUGUGUAAUAUGUAAAUGUAUAUAUAAAGACAGUAUAUAUGUAUAGCAUUAUGUGUGUAUAUAUGCAUCAUAUAUGCAUAUAUAAUGUGUAUGUAUAUAUUUUUGUAGUUUAUUACCCUCACUUGAGUUAUUUUUAUGAUUUGGGGGUUUUUAUGUUUUAUUUCAACUGUACAUAUUCACAUUACAACAUACAACAUGAUGCCAGAAACACGUAUUGUAUCCUGUAUGAGUACCAGAUGUAGUGUCAGACAAUUUAGACACAGCGACGUAUCAUAGUUUAACCCGAAAAAGUCUCCUUUCAUUCACUCAUCACUCACUCAUCCAGCAACAAAAGAGGAUUUAGCAAGUAAACAAAACAAUUUGCAAAAAUAUAAUUUGUCCCAACUAAACUCACUUCCUCUUUUGUAUGUGUAUUAUAGUUAGAAGCAGUGGGGCUCAUGCGUCCUGUUUUUACAAAUUCAUGUGAAUGAUGACAUUUCAUUAUUUUUUUUACCAACACAGCGCCUGGCAUUCCUCACCACAGUCCUUUCAUUGGGAAGGAAACCGCCACAAUGCUAAAUGCCGACAAGUUGUGUUUUUGGGAUUUUAGUCUGGAUUCAGCUUCAGCUCCAAAGUAGAAACCGGUGAAUUUUAGACUUAAGAUAGAUCAUUUUAUUUAACUGGAGACCCUGCCUUGGCCUCUACUCACAUGGAUUGUGGUUUCAAAUCACCAGAUGCGGAAUCCACAUCUGAAGACCACAUCCAUUCCAUGCAAAUCAACAGCUGUGCGAUAGGAUUGACAACCCAAAAAUAGUCCUAAAUAGAGGUUUUGCAACAUAAUAUCUUCUGUGGCCUAUAGAAUCUACGCUUUUCCUAAGAGUUGAGACGAGCAUCUCGAGUUGCCCGUACAAAUGACACUGAUGGAGAAAAGGCAUCGCAAAGAGAGACUUGUUCUCCCCAAGCAGAAGCCGUUUUCUACCUAUGAGCCUGUAAUGGUGCUGAGGCCUGUAUGGACACAUGGUAGAGAGCUCAGUCGUUAUGUGGGGAUAUUUAAAGGACCAUAAAGGACGGCAGUGACUCUGUCUGCGGCCUCGGAGGAGUAGAGGAAAGAUGUCUGUCCGAGAUCGCCAUGUCAUUUUAAUCUUUUCUUUUCUUUUUUUUUUUCUAAGCAAAUGAUCAACAGAUCUUUUUGUCGUCAAGGUGUUAACUGAGUGACUGCAUGGAAUUAAAAUCAUGUUAGCCACUCCUAAAUAACACCAGUGCCACCACAAGCCUGUAAAUAAAGAAAAAAAAAAUUCUUUUAAGGGUUUAACAUUUUUAUUUCCUCACCAAAAAACAUGUAUUGACCUGAAUAUUGCUUGUGAAGAAAGUACACUUGGUAGACAGAAAUGUGCACUUAGUAGAGAGCUAGACAUGCACUCACAAACUGUAGUUAAAAUGUAAACCAUUGAGCACAUGUGACUUAUUUACCUAUAUAAGUGCUAUCUCUGAUUUUGAGUAUUUUCUCAUCAAACAUCUUCUAUUAUUUUGGUUCCAAUAAAGGCUUAAUAAAAUAAAAUACAUAUAAUGUAUGUGAGUUGGACCUAUCCAUCAGCUGUCUUAGGUGCCUAUCUCUGAAUAUAAACAUUUGACCCACCUGGGCUGGAUAAAGGAGGGUUUGUACUCUGUGAGAUGUGGCAUUAUUGUGUCUCCAUUCUGCCUUACGAUACCAUUCAUAAUAGAUAGUAAUACUAGCAUCGACUACAGUAAUGUUUUCCUCUUACUAUUCCUUUUUAGACACUGAUCAGUAAGAGAGAUUGCUAAUUAUUUUUAUUUUCCCAAUAGAAGCACAUUCUGAUACUAAUGAACACUAAAAAGCAUGCUUACAGAAAACCACUGCGACCACAUGCAGCUCCAUACUGCUUCUUAAAACAAGUGUUUUACAUCACUUUUUAUACAGUUCUGCUUUCUACUACCGUACAGUUUGUAGUAUUUAUUUAGGUUCAAUCAGCUAUCAAUGAAACCCCUCUUUGGCAUACUGUGAUUCUAGUGACCCUUUUUUUUUUUUGGAAGUGUUUUAGCUGCUUCUACCUGGCUUUGCAUUAAUGAAUCCAUUUUGAGAGAAUGUUAAAGAUUAGUUAUAGUUUUUAGCUUGAGAAUAUCUUGAGUGUGAGAGAGAGGUGUGUGUGUGUGAGACUGUGUGUGUGUAUGUGACUGAUUUGCUGAUGUAUGUGGAUAACCUAUAGAUUUAAGUGUUACUUCCUCAUUUGUGCCAAUCCACAGACCCUGAGCUGUGAACUGAAAACUAGUCAAUGUGACAAAAAAACAAAACUUGUUUGCUCACUACUCAAGUGCCAGCCUUCUCCAUAUCCAUCAAUUCAAGUCACGUCUAACUGAUUUUAUACCCAACCGCUUAUAUCUGAAGAUUGGGGGGAGGUGUUGUCCCAAAGUGUUAAGUUAUUAGAGUAAAGUUUCCAUCUCAGUCAGUGGACAUCAGACGCUCAUGUGUCCCCAGAUAAAGAUGAGAAAAUGUAUUUUAAGGGAUAGGUUGAUAUUUUGGGGGAAAUGUUUGCUUUCUGGCGGUGAGAAGAGACGAUCCACCCCGCUCUCGUAUCUGUCCGUUAAAAAUUAGGCGACAACCAGCAGACUGUUAUCUUAGCUUAGCACAAAGAAAGAAAACCGGAGGAAACAGCUAGCUUAGCUCUGUAUAAAGCUCACUAGUUAACAUGUUAUUUCUUAUUUGUUAAACAAAAACCGAACCAAACUAUUGUUUUGGCUGGUAGCAGUAACUUUGAAUCUCCGCAGCUUGCCUGGCAACUGGCCAGGCACAUACCUACCCCGUUGAACUUCAUUUUUUGUACAUAUUAAAUAAAUGAGAUAUGUGUUAAUUAGUCAGUGUUAGAAAUGAUUCUAGGCAGACAUUGUUACCGAUGGACAGAGCCAGGCUAGCAGUUUCUCAUUAUGCUAAGCUAAGCUAGCCAGCAGCUAGCUAUAGCCUUUUAAGUUGUUUGGUAACAGACAGACAUGAAAGUGGUAUCUUCCCUAACUCUCCUCAAGAAAGUGAAUGAGUAUUCCCCAAAAUGUCAAACUCAUCCAAUAAACCCACCCUGUUCUUUCAUGACAUUAUGAGCUGUGAAAAAUAAAAAUACACCAAAGCCAUUAAACAGCUGAAAAAGGGGAUUGUGUGUAUUACUGACGGUGAUAUUCAGCAGCAGCCAUUUCCUCACUGUGUGUAAUUCAGCAGUAUUAGCUGAACCUGGAAUAGUAACACUUCUACAUGCCUGUGCAGUUCACACAUUAAUCCAAAAGGUGCUGGACUUCAUUUAAUUUCACAAUAUUGUAGUCUCAUCCAGUUUGUUCUCUUAACUAUACAACGAUAUGGAUCUGUCGAAUCAGCUUUUUUGGUGUUUUGAUAUGUCAAUAUUUGAUGCAUUUACAGUAUUGCCAGACAUUGUUACAGUGCCGACUUCUAACUUCCUAGAGCAGAUGUGAAAAUUUGUCGCUGCUGCACCAUGUUUGGCCGUAUUUCUGCAUUUGCACAACCCUCCAAAUUUAAUAUCUGGACAUGAGAAAUUGAAAGUUUCUGAUUCAAUGACACCCCACCACUUGAAUUGAUUAUGUCACACGAUCACCACCACAGCACCAUCACAAAACAAUGCACUGCCCUUUGACUCUACAACCUACUGUUCUGACAUUUUGUUUUGAUUUUAUUUAUUGUUUUAUGUUUUAAGCCAGUAAUGACCAGGGACUUGGUGCCAUGAUAAUUCUCUUACAGUGCUUUUUGUGUGGAAUUAUAAUCACUUGUUAUGGAAUAAUUUUUAUAGUCUUUUUCACACCAGACCUUUUUUUUGUAUUUGUACAGUGGCUUGGUGAUACUGAUAUGUUGCCAUGAGUUAUUGUAACCAAUAAAAAGCUUCUAACCAAGAGUA
Messenger RNA from Perca fluviatilis (European perch), 5676 nucleotides. Its product is annotated as guanine nucleotide-binding protein subunit beta-4. Lineage: Eukaryota; Metazoa; Chordata; Actinopteri; Perciformes; Percidae. Gene Ontology annotation, biological process: G protein-coupled receptor signaling pathway. Gene Ontology annotation, cellular component: cytoplasm; heterotrimeric G-protein complex. The record is from RefSeq and is a predicted model, not a curated record. Bases 362 to 1399 code for a protein of 345 amino acids. Gene Ontology annotation, molecular function: protein binding; signaling receptor complex adaptor activity. The transcript has 11 exons.